Molecule: messenger RNA, 399 nt
Organism: Pleurotus ostreatus (oyster mushroom)
Lineage: Eukaryota; Fungi; Basidiomycota; Agaricomycetes; Agaricales; Pleurotaceae
Exons: 1
Coding region: 1-399 (132 amino acids)
Source: RefSeq, a predicted model, not a curated record
AUGUCUAAGAGUCCUCCUUCCGCACCCGCUCCUACACGAGCCUAUGGCCUCGUACUCACGGACGAGUGUCUCACCCGUUUUGGCCUCAUUAUGCGCGACCACGUCAACCCACACUUCAACCACACGAACGAAUCCCAACGUCAAGUCGCAAUGAAUAUUGCCACUCAAAAACUACCCCUUGUUUGCAUGAUUACAAUUGACGGCUUAUUCCUCUCCCGUUGGAAAACCCACCUUGUCAGGACCAAGAAUGGAUUGCGAUAUAUGCUGGUCCUAGCCGACAAUGGCUCGAAAGAGUUGGAAGCGGCAAUCGCAAAGACCUCCCCGGAGGCUUUGGAUAGUUUGGUCCGGUUUUUGGGCAUGGGCGAUGUGCGGCCUGCAUGGUAUAGGGUUGAUGAAUAA